AUGGUUUAUCUUCGCGAUGCUGUUGCCCUGGCGGCGCUUUCUCUCGCGACUUCGGUCUUCGGUCUCCCGACUGAGUUGACUUCUCGGGCGGACUCGGUCAACCUGUGCGGCGUACAGGAUUAUAAGAUCCUCAUGGGAACUCCGUGGAUCGUGUAUAACAUGCUCUACAACAAGGACCAGAUGGUCGGUACCCAGUGCACCGGGUAUGACAGCACCAGCAAGUCGAGCAGUGGCACUCAGCAGGUGCACUGGAACAGCAAGACGGAUAUCGACUACGUGAAGGCCACGGACAACGUCCCCAAGGGAUACUCGUUUGUCGGCCUCACUCAGAACCUCGAGACCAAGCUUUCUGCGAUCAACUCGAUCCCUACGUCGUACAGCUGGACCAAGACCAACACUACUGCGUACAAGGGAAAUGUCUGCUUCGAUUUCAUGACCAACGACAAGAAGGGCGACUCGACCUCCUCUUCCUCGCGCGAGCUCAUGCUCUGGCUCCAGUACGAGGGCGGCCAGCUCCCCAUCGGCUGGGCUAACGGAGCCGUUGCCACCAUCGACGACCUUUUCGGUACCUCCUGGAAGCUGUAUGAGGAUGUCAACGAGGAUACUGGUAUCACCGUUAGCACUUUGAUGCCCGAGAAGCAGUUCGAGGGCGAGUUCACCGGUGAUCUUAAGGACUGGCUGCUUGCCCUGUCGAAGCUGAACCGAUUCACCACCUCCACCUAUGUCAAUGUUGGAAAUGCUGGAACGGAGUUCUUCUACGUGUCAGGAUAUCGUUGGGUCGAGAAAUUCGACAUUCUCGUUCAGUUGGCUUUGGAUGGCUUUGGAUGGCUUUGGAUGGCUUCCGGGGACAUGAAUCAGGAAGCCGUCCGUGUUUCCGAUAUGGCUUCACAUCAAAAUAGAAUCAUGUCGCAAGAUCGUGAUGACAACCCUUUUGAGACGGUGGCGGGAAAUCAACAUUGGGGCCAUGCGACCAGCCAGGAUUUGUACCAUUGGACAAACCAACCCAUCGCGAUAUCCCCUAGCCACCCGGACGAGGGUAUCUUCUCCGGGUCAGCAGUGGUAGACAGCGAGAACACGUCCGGUUUCUUUCCGAACCAAACGGAUGGCGUGGUGGCCAUCUAUACCGUGGAUACACCGGAUCUCGAGACGCAACACAUUGCGUAUUCCAGGGAUGGCGGGUACACGUUCACCAAAUAUCAGAAAAAUCCGGUCAUCAACAGCACGUCCAAAGAUUUUCGCGAUCCCCAGGUGACUUGGCACUCCGAAACCCAGCAAUGGGUCAUGACCAUCGCGUACGCCAAGGACCUGGUCAUCGGCUUUUACACGUCGCCCAAUCUCCGGGACUGGACUCAUGCCUCGAAUUUCACGCAGCCCGGCCUGCCAGGAUCGCAGUUUGAAUGUCCGAACCUGGUCAAAUUUUCCGUGGACCAGACGUCCGGCGAAGAUAGCAAACACGUGCUGUUCAUCUCGGUCAAUCCCGGAGCCCCGCUUGGCGGUUCGGGCACUUACUAUCUGGUCGGGGAUUUCAACGGAACGCACUUCACGUCCGAAGAUGAGCACGAAACUUUGUAUGAUUUCGCCAAAGACAAUUAUGCCGCGCAGUGGUACUCGGGUCUUUCAGAAAAAUCUCCCGUCUCGAUCGUCUGGGCCAGCAACUGGGACUACACUGAAGAGGUCCCCACUGGCCCGCUUGAGAGAUGGAGAAGCUCCACUGGAUUGCCACGAGUGCAUGCUCUUAUCAAUCUCGACGGAAAGUGGACCGUUACUCAGGCUCCUUUUGAAGAUCUCUCGCCAGUGAGAGGGCAGCGACUCGCUGAAGAUAAUUUCGGGAAUGACGAGGCAAGCGUGAAUUUUACCGAUGUGUCGUCCAACGCGAUUUCAUUCAACGUGAGCAUCGACGGUAUUGUGGCGACCGACCCGGCUGGAAAGGUAAACUUCAACUUCACCUCGUCCGCGUCGGGCGAGUAUCUCGACGGAGGGGUGGUUCUCGACACCGGUCGCUUCUGGAUCAAUCGAGCGGGAACUCAUGGGUUCACCAGCGCAGACAAUGGGAACUUCACGCCCCUUUUUAACACCACCGUCUCGUCCUUGGAGGGCGGGUCGUUCAGCUUUGGCGGUGUGAUUGAUCGGUCGGUCUUCGAGGUCUUUCUCGAGGACGGGGUCCAGGGAGGAACCAUGGCGUUCUUCCCUACCGCCCCUCUGGAUACUUUGACGGUUUCUGCGGAGGGACUGGGUGAGGACACUAGCGUUAGCCUGGAUGUCUGGAGUCUUAAUAGUGGUUGGGAGAAAUGA
Molecule: messenger RNA, 2292 nt
Organism: Aspergillus affinis
Lineage: Eukaryota; Fungi; Ascomycota; Eurotiomycetes; Eurotiales; Aspergillaceae
Exons: 6
Coding region: 1-2292 (763 amino acids)
Biological process (GO): polysaccharide catabolic process; sucrose catabolic process
Cellular component (GO): fungal-type vacuole
Molecular function (GO): sucrose alpha-glucosidase activity; cellulase activity
Source: RefSeq, a predicted model, not a curated record